Molecule: messenger RNA, 1480 nt
Organism: Argentina anserina (silverweed cinquefoil)
Lineage: Eukaryota; Viridiplantae; Streptophyta; Magnoliopsida; Rosales; Rosaceae
Product: UDP-rhamnose/UDP-galactose transporter 4
Exons: 6
Coding region: 222-1217 (331 amino acids)
Cellular component (GO): Golgi apparatus
Molecular function (GO): antiporter activity; UDP-galactose transmembrane transporter activity
Source: RefSeq, a predicted model, not a curated record
GUUUGUUCAUUCACUUUCUCUCACAGUUUACGUCUCUCUAUCUGUCCAUUAAUGGCGAGGACGGCGCUCUCCAACUCCACAAUUCACGACGUUCUCUCCUUAUAACCACCGCGAUUUCCCAGGCCCAUUCUCUCCUCCUUUCUCCAUCUUAUUCGUCUCUGAAGACUGGGCGGUGAGGAAUUCUAUCCUUCUAGGGAUCAGUUGGGUGAUAUUCGUUGAAGAUGAGUGCCGGCAAAGGUGAUCGGAAGGCGACUCUUGACGCAGCAUCAUGGUUGUUCAAUGUGGUCACAUCUGUUGGAAUCAUUAUUGUCAAUAAAUCGUUGAUGGCCAGGCAUGGUUUCAGUUUCGCCACGACAUUAACGGGUCUGCAUUUUGCCACAACAACCUUAUUGACACUUGUACUUAAGUGGCUGGGGUACAUCCAGCCUUCCCAGUUACCACUGCCAGAGCUUUUGAAGUUUGUUUUAUUUGCUAAUUUCUCCAUAGUUGGGAUGAAUGUGAGCUUAAUGUGGAACUCUGUUGGAUUCUAUCAGAUCGCGAAAUUGACUAUGAUCCCAGUAUCAUGUUUUCUAGAGGUUGUAUUGGACAAGGUGCGAUACUCAAGGGAUACGAAGCUUAGCAUAACAUUGGUUCUCCUUGGGGUUGCAGUUUGUACUGUUACUGAUGUGAGUGUUAAUGCCAAGGGUUUUAUAGCUGCUUCAGUGGCAGUUUGGAGCACUGCCCUACAACAGUAUUAUGUGCACCAUCUUCAACGGAAGUACUCUCUUAGUUCUUUCAAUCUGUUGGGACAUACUGCCCCAGUACAGGCUGCAUCUUUGCUGAUAUUAGGCCCCUUCGUGGACUACUGGUUGACAGGAAAAACAGUUUAUGCUUAUGACUAUCAUUUUGUAUCAGUGUCAUUGAUUCUCCUAUCUUGCACCAUUGCGGUAGGAACCAACCUCAGCCAGUUCAUAUGCAUCGGCCGAUUUACUGCUGUGUCAUUCCAAGUCCUGGGUCAUAUGAAGACGAUUCUAGUCUUGAUCUUAGGAUUCAUAUUCUUUGGGAAAGAGGGUCUCAAUCACCAAGUAGUGUUAGGUAUGUUCAUUGCAAUCAUGGGAAUGAUAUGGUAUGGCAAUGCCUCAUCCAAACCAGGAGGCAAAGAGCGUCGUUCCGCUCCAAGCAAAUCCCAGAAGAAAGGCGCUGUAUCAGAGUCCUCUGAAGUGGAUGACAAGGUAUAGAAUUUCAGUAAAAGGCUGUGCCAAUAGUGGGAGAAUAUUGAAUGGAAUAGAGCAUAUUAGGUCAGCUGAUUUAAGGAGCUUGUUCACAUCUACAAGGCAAAUCCCUCAAUUUUUAUACUCUUCCUUUUUCUUUUUUUUUUCACCAUAUUUGAUAUUUGUAUUCUUGAGUUUACCAAAGUGAAAGAUAAGUUGCGUGGGUGUAAAAGUUACCUUGUACCACUAUAAUUUUUUACAUUAACUUAUUAUAAAAUUAAUUUCAGAGA